GGCCCGAAGGGCGGGGGCUGCGCCAGAGGCGGGGCGCCACGUCAGUGAGUGACAGGCCUCUCCCUGCCGCAGGGUCGCGGGAUGUACGGCUGGCGUCGGUUCGGCGGCCGUUGGCGUCUCUGUCAGCCUGGAUUCACUGCCGAGCCUUGAGUAAGCGGGACUGGUAGGUCCUGGGUGGUCAAGCGACCCAUCAGCAGAAGGACGAGGAGGAGGAGGAGGAGGAGGUGGUGGGAGCGGCAUCAUGAGUGAGCUCAGCCCGUGCCUGCCCUUCCUGAGGAAAGCCCUGCUCACCGUCACCCUGGUGCUCUUCUAUUACUGCUUCUCUAUAGGGAUCACCUUCUACAACAAAUGGGUGAUGAAGACUUUUCAUUACCCCAUCUUUAUGACUUUGGUUCACCUUGCGAUGAUCUUUACCUUCUCUGCAAUGAGCCGAACAUUCACUUCAUGGUGGACUGGAAAGUCACCCAUCUGUCUGUCUUGGAAAUUGUACAUGAAGAGGGUUGCAGCCACAGCCCUCGCAACUGCCUUAGACAUUGGAUUGUCUAACUGGAGUUUCCUGUUUAUCACAGUCUCACUGUACACAAUGACAAAAUCAACUGCUAUUUUAUUUAUUUUAUUUUUUUCAGUUGUAUUCAGACUAGAGAGAUUGACGCCGUGGUUGAUCAUGGUAAUCUUGUUAAUAGCUGGCGGCCUCUUCAUGUUUACAUACAAGUCAACCCAGUUUAACAUGAAAGGGUUUAUACUAGUGUUAGUUGCAUCUUUCCUUGGAGGGAUACGAUGGACACUGACACAGAUCCUUACGCAGAAGGCAGACCUAGGUUUACAGAAUCCCAUUGACACCAUGUACCAUCUCCAGCCGCUGAUGUUCAUAGGCCUUUUCCCAUUGUUCCUAAUCAAUGAAGGACUGAGCCUGUCUGCAUCGGAGAAACUGUUUCGUUAUCAGGAGACAUCAACGUUGCUGUAUAUGGUCUUUGUAUUGGCUGCAGGGGGAGUUUUGGCAUUUGGCUUGUGCUUCUCUGAAUUUUUAUUGGUUUCUAAAACCUCCAGCUUGACCCUAUCUGUAGCAGGCAUUUUUAAGGAAGUGUGCACGCUAGUCCUUGCCAGCCAUUUGAUGGGUGAUCAGCUGAGCACGUUAAACUGGUUGGGAUUUGCAAUGUGUCUCUCUGGAAUCUCUCUCCAUGUUGCACUUAAGGUCAUUUAUUCAGAAGAUGCCUUGAAAGACAAAAUGACGAAUAAAAUCCAUGAUAUGGCAAUGACAGAGGUUGGUAUGGAACUACUGCUCAAGAAUGAACAAGCAAAUGAGGACAGUGAUGAAGAGGAUGUCAUAUAUCAAUGACUCAUUGUGUCUGUUCUACAGAGAAUCUCAAGGUUCUGCAUCACAUGACUUACAUUUGCUGUGCAAAGGUGUAUCUGUAUUAUGCUUUAAUCGUCACGUCUGUGUUCCAGUCCAUGAUUGGAAUUAACUAGAUUGACACCUAUUGCUUUAAGAAUGGAGUUGUCCUUCUGACCAAGUGUAAGGAUUAAGAUAUUGAACCAUUGGAUACAUUUCCAUACUGUCACUAGGAGUUGUGAAAUUUGUCUAUGAUGAUUUGAACUGUGGUUUAAAAUAAAACACCCACCCGCUCACAAUUGGAUAUGGACCCUCCAACUACAGGUUGUUAUUGGAGAGAAAAUAUUUUAAACAACUUUGGGAGAAAAUGCUGUUGGUUAUGCAGUAUUCAUGGGAGCAUUUUGAACUGCUAAAUCAAGGGUUUUUGCAAAUGUAUUGGGCAACAAAGUAAAGUAUUGCUUCCGAUUUUAUUUGUAUUCUGUAGUCCGCCAAUACCAAUGUCCUCAAUACAUUUGAUAGCAAUGCUGAUUUUAAUUGAAAUGUACAUACCUGCAGGAAAACAGCAAAAUGCCACUGUGAUUGAUUUGUGGAAAGAAAUCAUACUACUAUAAAAAAUCUAUUCUUUAUUUUAUGUUUGUAGCCAAGAGUCAAUGGAGUUAAUAGAACUCAAGUUUAAUUUAUUUUGAGCACAUUUGAUUGACCUAGUGAUACUCUAAGUUUCUUACGUAACAUGCAACCUUUAUGUGAAGAAAAUGAACUGGAAAUCCAGAGUGUGUUC
Chiloscyllium plagiosum (whitespotted bambooshark) is the source of this 2108-nucleotide messenger RNA. RefSeq names its product solute carrier family 35 member H1 (gene slc35h1). NCBI's taxonomy places the organism in Eukaryota, Metazoa, Chordata, Chondrichthyes, Orectolobiformes, Hemiscylliidae. The record is from RefSeq and is a predicted model, not a curated record.